Oreochromis aureus is the source of this 1986-nucleotide messenger RNA. RefSeq names its product Ig-like V-type domain-containing protein FAM187A. Bases 491 to 1753 code for a protein of 420 amino acids. The record is from RefSeq and is a predicted model, not a curated record. The transcript is spliced from 6 exons. Lineage: Eukaryota; Metazoa; Chordata; Actinopteri; Cichliformes; Cichlidae.
AUGAAUGAACGAGAGAAAUCGACUGAGUUAAUGGGAACGAUAAAUAUACCAGCUUUAGUGUAGUGCUCUUCACUCAUGUGAAGUGCUUUCCCGUCUGAGUGCAGCCCUCACACCUCCAGCAAUGCUCAAAGCUCUGCUGUCACAGACCUGCAGCCCAGCAGGGGGCGCCCUCACAGAAACCUCCAUGUGAUUUGUGGCUCUGCAGGCUUUGAAUCUGAUAUCAGACUGACAGGAACCAAUCAACGAGGCUGCGGGGUGUCGGUUUGUACUUCUGUGAAGAUGCUGCUGAUGCGACACUGUGUGUCUGUUUACCGAGUGCUGGGGUCGACCCAGUGAAGCAGAGAUCAAAAGAUCCCCACAGUCAUAUUUAGGCAGACCUCUGCAGGUCAUUUGAGUGGACAGUUCAGCUCAUCGGUUUGUCUUUGAAAGUAAACAUUCUUCAGAUCCUGAGAUUCUUCACACUUUUGAAAAACCUGUUUCCUCCUCAGAGAUGCCUUUCCCAUCCUUGUCCCCUCUCUUCCUCCUCUUCCUGACUCCAGAGGCGUGGAGCUACGAGGCCCCUGAAGACAAACAGGACGUGUUUGCCAGAACGGCAUGUCCCGCCUUCCUGACCUUCACCAACGCUGCCUACCUGUCAGGAGUCACCGUGGAGCUGCCCUGCCUCUGCAAACCAGAGCAGGUCCAGUCGGUUGUCUGGUUUUUCCGGAAACAUCUGGAACGAUCAGAGGACACCAAAGCGCUGACUGAUCACCAUGGCAACCACCUGCUCGAUCCCAGCCAGGUCCCUCACAGCGGAGACCUGCGGAGUCGCUUCUCCAUCCGACUCUUCAGCCUGCUGAUCUUCAGAGCCGGGCCCGAUGAUGCAGGCGUCUACAUCUGUGGCUCCGCCCACAAAGACUUCUUCUAUGGUUAUGACCUGGACAUCCAGGAGGCUGCCACGCUCAGCUUCACCAACAGACUCGUUUCAGAGGCUGGCGACGGGAAACGGGACCAGAGCACCGACCUCAGCGCUCUGUACCACCUCUUCACCAGCUUCCAGCCGUGGUCUGUGUGCGACCGGUGCGGCGUGCCGGGCGAGCAGGUCCGAGCCGGGCUCUGCUACAUACGCUCCCGCUUCCUGAACGUGCGCUACAGGCGAGCCAAUCAGACGAUUGUUUCAUGCGGCUCGGGGGCAGUGCCAAGAGCCUUUGGUCUGAAGCGAAGCAGAGUCGCGGUGAAGCUGGAGGUCAGAAGCUGUCAUAUGACGUGUCCGUCUCAGGCCCCGCCCUCCAAGCUGCUCGGUCUGAUGUCUCUUUUUGGGUCCAGUUCUGCCUCAUUGCCAACCGGGCUUCCUCUAUACUACCUGACCCACCCCGACGGCCAGGUCCUCACCCUGGGCUGUCCCGGGGCGCGCCCUGACAUGGCGGUCGCCUGGGACCGAGGGGACGAACCUAUCUACAGGUCUGAACACUCGUCAGGCGCCGGCACAGACCUCAGACUGAUCAUAGACACCGGACACCACCUGCUGUUCCAGCCGGCUCAAACUCAGGACUCAGGUGUGUAUUACUGCUGGCUGUACGGUCGCCGGGCGGCAGAGAUCCACCUCCUUGUGUACCCUCACUUUGGCAGCCAGUCGCUCCUGUCGCAUCCUGACUUUCCGGCCGCCGUGCGGACUGUGCUGGGAUCGUAUGCUGCCAUGACGGCUGUGUUUUUCCUGCUGAUGCUGGGCCGAGCUGUGCUGAGACACCGCAGAGAGCAAAGCCACGUGGACUAAAGGCAGUGAGGGUGUCAAACCUUCACCUAUUGGCUAAUUCAAAGAUAAUUGGCACACGUCCAUUGGCUGACCUGAGCACAGUAGGCCAAUCGCUUGCCAGGGAUCAUUACAAAAGAGCAGCUCGACAGGCCUUUCGUUUUGCAUAUUGUUUUAUUUAGACCCAGGGAAGCUGUCGACCUUUUUUUGUUUUACUAAUUUCUUUGAUUUAGCUCAACUGCCUGGUCCUCCUCCCU